UGUGACCAAUCAGAUUUUGUUGCUCAUUGCCGUCAGCCAAUCUGCUGACGUCUCGGUACUUGUCUGAAUCCCCCUUGCUCACUCACAGAGGCUUGCAGGGGAAGUACAAUGUCGCAAUGCAUUAUUUAUUUAAUAAAACAUGGAAAGAGCAAUACAUAGCUCAAUCUUGGGAAUUCUGACCAGUUUCAAUCAAGUGACAUCGCAACCUGACCUUGAUGGCGACAACAACCGGCUAGGAAUAAAAUGCCUGCGCGAUCCCGGAAAGAACCAGAGAAUAAGUCCCUUUUCACAAUGACUUCAGUUAACUUCCGCCUAUCCACAAAGCAGUGGAUCUGUAGUUCCGUCUUAGCUUCUCGCCAGAGACUUCUCGGGAAAAUGCUUUAAUAACUUUAAAUGCGAACUGUAUAUGUCAAGAAUUUACACAGUCAGUUUUUUUGGUUUUGUCAAGGUGUAUAACAGAAGACCCAAACGCAGAGCUGCCAGACAACUACAGACAAUGGCUAGUCGUGGAACUCAGGAGAGCACGAGGAAAAGGAAGCAGACCACGAGUGAUGACAGCCCAGUGCCCAGGACAAGAGGACCGGGACCGUCAACCCCAGGGAGAGCUGCCAAAUCACCUUACUGCAAACCAGUAGCAAACGCAUGCCGUCAUCAGCCGCUAACACCGAAAAAAACAGGGUUUAGUGCACCAGAGGUGGAAAAAGGUGAGAGAAAGAAUAUUAGACUGUGCCAGCUUGCUAUUAACAACGACCUUAAAAUAUCUGGAAAAAGCACAAGCAGUCAAAUCAUGGAAAAAGACCACAGCAGUAUAAAGGGCUUAAGUCUUGCACAUGUUAUAAAGAACAACCGGAGCAAAAAAGUAGAAGAUGGAAGCAAUGAAAACCUACCCAUGUUUAAACUCAACCUGGAUGAAACAUGGAAGAACAGUGAUGGAUUCUGCAGAAGAUGCACAUUUGGGAAUAACAUAACAAAAGAGAACAAGACCAUUAUGAUGAUCGGAGCCACAGGUGCAGGAAAAACCACUCUAAUUAACAGCAUGAUCAACUACAUUCUGGGAGUGCAAUGGAAAGAUGACUUCCGGUUUGUGUUAAUACAUGAAGGGAAGCAGAAAUCUCAGGCUGAAAGUCAGACUUCAGAGAUCACGGCAUAUCAAAUUAAUCACAGGCAUGGUUUCCAGGUUCCAUAUUCUCUGACUAUUGUGGACACACCAGGCUUCGGUGAUACCAGAGGAAUUUCACAUGACCAGAAAAUCACAAAGCAGAUUCAGGAGUUCUUUUCUGCCCGUGGAGGCAUCGACCGCAUUGAUGCCGUGUGUUUUGUAGUACAGGCUUCACUUGCCCGUCUGACACACACACAGAAAUACAUCUUUGACGCCAUUCUUUCCGUAUUUGGAAAGGAUAUUGCUGAAAACAUCCUUGUGAUGGUCACGUUUGCAGAUGGGAAAAAACCUCCUGUACUUGAGGCCAUCAAAGUAUCUGAGGUUCCCUGUUCUACCAACGAGUCUGGAGAGUCUCUUCACUUCAAGUUCAACAACUCUGCUGUGCUUGCUACCAAUAAUCAAUCUGCAGAGGAUGAGGAGUUUGGCUGUAACAACUUUGAUCAAAUGUUCUGGAAGUUGGGACUUUGUAGCAUGAAAAAAUUCUUCACAUCCCUCAGCAAGAUGGAAACCAAGAGCUUGUCUCUGACACGGGAGGUCCUAAAAGAGCGACAGCAUCUGGAAGUGCUUGUGGAAGGUCUCCAGCCCCAAAUCAAUGCUGGUCUGACAAAACUGGAUGAAAUCAAGAAGACAAGAGCUGCUCUGGAGCAGCACAAAGCUGAAAUGGAUGCAAACAAGGAUUUUGAAUAUGAGGUAGAAGUAACUGUCCCAAAACAAAUUGAAAACAACACUGACUGCUUCUUAACCAACUGCCAAAAGUGUCAUUACACUUGUCAUGAAACAUGCAUUUUUUCAAAUGACAGUGAUAAAUAUUUAUGUUGUGCUAUGACAGACAGAGUGUGUACAGUCUGUCCUGGAAAGUGUGAUUGGAAAAUUCACUUUAAUCAGAAAUACAAAUGGGUUUAUGUCCCAGAAAAAAGAAAGGAAACCUACAAGGAAUUAAAAAAGCGAUUUGAGGAAGCACAUGGGCAGGUCAUGUCAAAAGAAAAGAUCUUUGAAGAGCUUGAAAAGGAGUUUCAGGUUGUCCAGGAUACUGUAGCCAGACUAAUUGAAAGAUCUCAAAAGUCCUUGGAGCGUCUGCAGGAAAUCGCCCUCAAGCCCAAUCCUCUGUCCACCCCUGACUACAUUGAUCUGAUGAUUGAGUCUGAGAAACAAGAAGCCAAACCUGGAUUUCAAGAUCGCAUUCACUCUUUAAUGGAAGUCAGGAAGAAGGCUGAGCUUAUCAGUCAGGUUUCUACAGGAGAAGUGCUUCCAGAGGAUUGGGAAGGUCGCAAAUCACAGGAAGAACUACCUUAUAGUCCAGGCCUCCUGUGUCGGAUGAAGGAAGGUUUCGACGAAGGUUUUCGAGUUAUCAAAAAAUUCCUACCAAAGAAACAGUGAAUGAAACAAGCAAGUCUUUUAAAUGUCACUGUCAACACUUAAAUAACAGCUUUUUUGUUUUACCAUAUAGAUAUUAAAGGCACAGUAUGCAAGUUUCGCCGCUAGAAAUCGCUUAUGCAAAACAAUAAAAAAUGUAUAGCUUAAUGACACUGUGAAUGAGUGUGGAAUCAUGGGAGUUGUCGUCUUCACCUCCACAUCCAAUGGAAAGCAUUCUGACAGAACUAAGGCAGAAAACAUGUUCAUAAAUGAGCUUUGUAGAUUUAAAGCAGGGUGGGGCUGAGAGCCACUGGAGCGAAUGCUAUUAAGAGAUACCUGUGUGACACACCGGUCUCGAGUCCCAUGGAAUGACGGCAGUGAAGGGGGAGAGAGGACCGGGAUUGGGACGUUGCUGUUUUAUUAUGCUUAUAUAACAAAGUCACUACUUUCAUUUUGUUGUUUGCCUUAUUUUAAGAUAAAAAUUUAUGUUUAACAUUUGCUGGUUCCUGCCUGCCUCCUACAUUUGCUCGGUGGCUGAUAUGAAACAAUCGUUUCACACUGCAGUAAGUUAGAUAGAUUUUAGUCAAGUCACCUUUAUUUAUAUAGCGCUUUUUACAAUACAGAGUGAUUCAAAGCAGCUUUUCAGUCAUUUCAGUGUUGUUACAGUUCCGCUGCAAAGAAUAUUUUUUAAAUUAGUUCAUUUAAUCUAUAAAGCAGUUCUGCAAAAAAUAUUGCCGUCCUCAGUUCAGUUCUAAUUCAACAGUGUCAGUAAAGUCAGAUCAAAAAUAUUGUUGAAUGUUAAGUGUCCUCAACAAAGCAAUAUUAAAAUAUAAUAUUAAUAAAUCUGGAUGACUUGUUGUUAAAUGGCAUGCAAUUCAUUUUAAAAUAUGUUGUAUUGUGGUAAAAAUGCAGUAUUACCUUUGCUUCACAUAAAGCUUUCUGAUUAUGAGUAUGUUAGCCACUUGACUAAAUAGUGUUGUCUCUGAGGUACAAACAUGUUAUACUUGUAGUAAAUCAAGAAAACAAGAUUCAAACAAUAAGAUUUAAUGUGUUGAGCUAUAUAACAAUGAUUAGAUUUCUGUCGAUUAAUGUAUCCAUUUAAACCGUAACUCACCUGUCUAAUAAAACAUAUAAUAUACUAAA
This is a messenger RNA of Ctenopharyngodon idella (grass carp), 3655 nucleotides long. RefSeq lists its product as uncharacterized. NCBI's taxonomy places the organism in Eukaryota, Metazoa, Chordata, Actinopteri, Cypriniformes, Xenocyprididae. Bases 407 to 2536 code for a protein of 709 amino acids. Gene Ontology annotation, molecular function: GTP binding. The transcript has 4 exons. The record is from RefSeq and is a predicted model, not a curated record.